This is a messenger RNA of Drosophila nasuta, 362 nucleotides long. RefSeq names its product Coiled-coil domain containing 56 (gene Ccdc56). The transcript has a single exon. The record is from RefSeq and is a predicted model, not a curated record. NCBI's taxonomy places the organism in Eukaryota, Metazoa, Arthropoda, Insecta, Diptera, Drosophilidae. Gene Ontology annotation, biological process: mitochondrial respiratory chain complex IV assembly. The coding region runs from base 96 to 362 and encodes 88 amino acids. Gene Ontology annotation, cellular component: mitochondrial inner membrane.
AUCUCUGAUGUGAGGGAUUUCAUAAGUUUUGCCGAAAAAUUUCAAUCACAAAUCAAGCAGGCGCACAUAACAAACGUAAUCUGAAUUAAGUAAUAAUGUCGGCAUCGGAUCAAGCACCUAAAAUCAAGUACGGCGAAUCCGCACCAAAGCUAGACAGAGCCCAACUGCAGUUCAUGAAACUGAUUGAGGAGCAAAACCUUGAUCGUGUGCAGAAAUUGAAGCGCGUGCGACGCAAUAACCUCCUCACUGCCGGCGCUUUGGGACUGUCUGUGGUGGCCAUUUACGGCUAUUCGAUAUUCUCGGUGCAGCAGGAGAAGUUCCUCGACGAUUUCGAGGAGCCCAAGAAAGUGACAACCAACUAA